Eucalyptus grandis is the source of this 498-nucleotide messenger RNA. RefSeq lists its product as uncharacterized. The record is from RefSeq and is a predicted model, not a curated record. NCBI's taxonomy places the organism in Eukaryota, Viridiplantae, Streptophyta, Magnoliopsida, Myrtales, Myrtaceae. The transcript is spliced from 3 exons. Bases 70 to 387 code for a protein of 105 amino acids.
ACGAGAUCUCUUCGCGUCCGGCUCCUUUCUUCUUCCUCGAUCUCUUCAGGGUCCGCCGGAGCUCUGUUCAUGGGCCAGCAAACAGAAAACGCGCCGGCGGCGACGAUGGACGGGUCCGUCCCGGACGAGAGCACUUGGUUGACGAUGUGGGGGCGGUGCAGCAGCCCUCUGGCCGCCUGUGCCGGAAAGGGCAUCGCCACUGUAGCAGCUGCAUAUCUGAUCGUCAUGGUUCUGAUCUGGGCGGUCGGGGAGCUCAAGAGGUUUUGCGAGCCUCGCCGCCACAGCAGAGUAAAUGCAGCUCCCUUUCCGCCGUCCGGCCGCCGCGAGCCUCCUCCUCUGCCGUGUCCCAGGGAAGGUGUCAUCGGCCGGCCGCACCAUGGCUUAUGAUCUUCUGUCGCGGUUCAAUAGGAGUCUCGGCCUCGCCUCGGCAUUUGUUCAGUUUUUUUUUUUUUUUUUUAAACAUGCGAGUUUUCAUCUGUCUAGACAUGUAAAACUUUC